Messenger RNA from Penicillium coprophilum, 1146 nucleotides. Its product is annotated as agmatine deiminase family protein. Gene Ontology annotation, biological process: putrescine biosynthetic process. The record is from RefSeq and is a predicted model, not a curated record. Gene Ontology annotation, molecular function: protein-arginine deiminase activity; agmatine deiminase activity. The coding region runs from base 1 to 1146 and encodes 381 amino acids. Lineage: Eukaryota; Fungi; Ascomycota; Eurotiomycetes; Eurotiales; Aspergillaceae. The transcript is spliced from 2 exons.
AUGCCCGCCACUAACAAAACCUGGCACAUCCAGCACCGCGCUCUGGCGCACCAAGCAGACAAAACAAAGCGAUACAUCUGCCCAGCAGAAACAAACCCCCACCUAGCAACCCUCCUAAGCUUCCCCUCGCGACGCUCCACCUUACCCGAACUGCACGCCAAAACAAGCAACGAGAUAAUAUCCCUCGCAGCAGCAAUCGCAGCCUUCGAGCCCGUCCGCCUCCACACCCGACCAGAAGACAUCCCCCAAGCCCAAGCCCUCCUCGACAAACAAACCACCCUCCCAGCGCAGCACCGCGCCAGCAUAACCAUUGUCCCAGCCCCAACAAACCACUGCUGGAUCCGCGACACAGGCCCGGUGUACGUGCGCAGCGCCGACGCAGCAGAUAAAACCCGCUACGCGAUCGACUUCCACUUCUGUGAAUGGGGCCACAAAACGACGGAGCGCAUUUACGGCGCCAAUGUCUCGUCCGUGGCGGCAAAAGCGCUGGAAAACUCCCCACAGUACGCGGAGUGGCCGAUCAUGGAUGAUGAAGCCAUGCGCGAGAACACGGCUUUGGCGGAAGCGGUACUGGAUAUCGAGAAUGCGAAUGUGGAUACUGUGAUGGAUGCUGUCGUGCGCGUGCAGACUGAUAUCAGACUUGAGGGUGGGGGCAUUGAAGUCGACGGCGAGGGGACGUUCAUGGCGACGGAGAGUAGUAUUAUUGGGGAUGCACGGAAUCCUGGACUCGGGAAGACGGAAAUCGAGGCUGAGCUGGGCCGGUUGCUAGGUGUCAGUACUUUUAUCUGGUUUCCUGGUCGGGUUGGGCUUGAUGUCACGGAUGUGCAUGUUGAUGCUGAGGCGAGGUUUGUGAGGCCUGGGGUUGUUGUUGUCUGUCGUCCGCAUGAGAAGGCAGAGAAGCCGGAUCCGAGCUGCGUUGAGGGGGAUGUUGCUGGGGAGGAGGAGACGCCGGCGGUUUCAUACGUCAACUUUUAUUUCGUGAACGGGGGACUGGUUAUACCGGCAUUCGGGGAUGCUGAGGCUGAUAUGAAGGCUUUUGAGAUGUUCAAAAGUUUGGUUCCUGAGAGGGAGGUUCGUCAAGUUGAGGUGAAUGCCUUGCCCAGAACCGGAGGGGUGCUACAUUGUGUUACGCAGCAGGUGGUGUGA